Messenger RNA from Sodiomyces alkalinus F11, 1620 nucleotides. RefSeq names its product DNA-lyase. Lineage: Eukaryota; Fungi; Ascomycota; Sordariomycetes; Glomerellales; Plectosphaerellaceae. Gene Ontology annotation, molecular function: phosphoric diester hydrolase activity; DNA binding; DNA-(apurinic or apyrimidinic site) endonuclease activity. Gene Ontology annotation, cellular component: mitochondrion; nucleus. Gene Ontology annotation, biological process: base-excision repair. The transcript has 2 exons. The record is from RefSeq and is a predicted model, not a curated record. The coding region runs from base 289 to 1416 and encodes 375 amino acids.
CGCGCUUCCUCUCGCUUGAAGGCGCAAGUUGCUGUCAAGGCCCAAGUCAUCAUCACCGAGACAAAGACCGCCACUGUGACCAACCUCAAAUCCACCACCAAGAAGCGCAAGGAAAGGGAGGCGGAAGCGGAAGCGGAAGCGGAAGCGGAAGCGGAAGCGGAAGCGGAAGCGGAAGAGGAAGAGGAAGAGGAAGAAAAGUGCGGGAGCUGUGACGAGAAGGAGACGACCGAAGAUUAUGAAUUCACGAAGCGCAAGCCCACCGCCGGCAAGGCAUCCAAGAAAGACGAUAUGCCCUUUGCAGCGAGGACCGCCGUUUCGGCGCUCAAAAGGGCCAUGUAUAUCGGCGCACACGUCAGCGGUGCCGGAGGCGUCCAAAACUCCGUUACCCAGGCCCUGGGAAUCGGCGCCAACGCCUUCGCGCUAUUCCUAAAGUCGCAGCGAAAGUGGGAGUCACCGCCCCUGGCCGACGACGCACGCACGGGGUUCCGUGCACUCGCCACAAAGCACGCCUACGACGCAUCCGCCCACGUCCUCCCGCACGGGUCCUACCUCGUCAACCUAGCCCAGGCCGACCCCGCCAAGGCCGACCAAGCCUACAACAAUUUUAUCGACGACCUCCGUCGCUGCCACCAGCUGGGCAUCCGGCUGUACAACUUCCACCCGGGGAACACGGGCGGCGCGUCCCGCGAGGAAGCCUGCGCGCGCAUCGCCGCCCAGCUCAACCGCGCCCACGCCGACAAGGGCACCGGCGCCGUCGUCACCGUCCUCGAGAACAUGGCCGGCCAGGGCAACGUCAUCGGCACCCGCUUCGAGGACCUGCGCGACAUCAUCGCGGGCGUCGCCGACAAGUCCCGCGUCGGCGUCUGUCUCGACACGUGCCACGCCUUCGCUGCCGGCUACGACCUUCGGACUCCCGAGGCGCUGGAGGCCACCGUGGCCGAGUUCGACCGCGUCGUCGGGAACAAGUACCUCAUGGCCUUCCACCUCAACGACAGCAAGGCGCCCUUUUCUUCGCACCGCGACCUCCACGCGAAUAUCGGCACGGGGUUCCUCGGCCUCCGCUCCUUCCAUGCCAUUGUCAACCAUGCGCCGUUCCAGAACAUGCCCAUGGUUCUGGAGACGCCCAUUGAGCGCAAGGGGCCCGAUGGCAAGACGUUCGAGGACAAGCGCGUGUGGGCCGAGGAGAUUAAGCUGCUGGAAAGCUUCUUGGAGAUGGACGCCGACAGUGACGAAUUCAAGAAGCUGGAGGAAGGGCUUCAGGCCAAGGGUGCUAGCGAGAGGCAGAGGAUACAGGAACAGGUGGACAAGAAGGUGGCGAAAGAGACGAAGAAGAAGGGAGGGAAAUCAGCGAAGGCAGUAAGGGGGCGAAAGAAGAAGAAAAACGAGUCCGAGGACGAGGGGGAAGAAGGUGAAUGAUCAAGACGUCGACGCGCUCAAGAAGGGCGCUUGUCAUCUACUCAUGAGAUGGAGAUGUGUGAAUCUGUACCAAUAUCUAUCUGUACUAAUGUCAUCAGUGGUAAUGGACAAAGAAAGAAUCGAUCAGAGGGUAUCGUAUGCUCGCAAGCCAAAGGAAAAGAGAAACAAAUGGUGUCAGUUCUAGAUAAAGCAGACGAACGAAAG